Messenger RNA from Hermetia illucens (black soldier fly), 2146 nucleotides. It is a transcript of the gene Non1, whose product is annotated as nucleolar GTP-binding protein 1. Gene Ontology annotation, cellular component: nucleolus. Bases 116 to 2068 code for a protein of 650 amino acids. Lineage: Eukaryota; Metazoa; Arthropoda; Insecta; Diptera; Stratiomyidae. Gene Ontology annotation, molecular function: RNA binding; GTPase activity; GTP binding. Gene Ontology annotation, biological process: ribosomal large subunit biogenesis. The record is from RefSeq and is a predicted model, not a curated record. The transcript has 3 exons.
CAACUGUCAGCUCAUUCCUUCCAAUAUCACCCAUCGCCGCGUGGUGCUGUGGUGUUUAGACUUGAUUGUUAUUUUCCGGGUUUUCGUGUGGAAAUAACAAAUAAAACCAGCCAAGAUGAGUUUGUACAACUUUAAAAAGAUAAUGGUGGUUCCGCCAGCAAAGGACUUCAUCGACAUUAUGUUGUCGAAAACGCAACGUAAGACGCCUACCGUUGUACACAAAGGUUACAAGAUCUCCCGGAUCCGUGCCUUCUACACGCGCAAAGUGAAGUUCACGCAACAGAGCUUCCACGACAGGCUCACGCAGAUUAUUCAGGACUUCCCGAAGUUGGACGACGUGCAUCCGUUUUACGCUGAUCUGAUGAAUGUUUUGUACGACAAGGACCAUUACAAAUUGGCCCUGGGACAGCUGAAUACAGCCAGACAUCUGAUUGACAAUGUUGCGAAGGACUACGUAAGGCUCCUCAAAUACGGAGACUCUCUGUACCGAUGCAAGCAGUUGAAAAAGGCAGCUUUGGGUCGAAUGGCUACGAUUAUGAAGCGCCAAGGCUCAAACCUCACUUAUUUGGAGCAAGUUCGUCAGCAUUUGUCUCGUUUGCCCAGCAUCGACCCUUACACCAGAACCAUCAUCAUCUGCGGUUUCCCGAACGUAGGCAAGUCGAGCUUCAUCAACAAAAUCACCCGAGCAGAGGUCGAGGUGCAACCCUACGCGUUCACCACCAAAAGCUUGUUCGUCGGCCACACCGACUACAAAUAUCUCCGCUGGCAGGUGAUUGACACCCCCGGAAUCCUUGACCAUCCUCUGGAAGAAAGAAACGUUAUUGAAAUGCAGGCCAUUACGGCACUGGCUCACUUGCGAGCGUGCGUGCUGUACUUCAUGGACAUUUCCGAACAGUGUGGCUACUCUUUGGAGGAGCAGGUUAAGCUUUUCGAGAGCAUCAAGCCCCUCUUCACAAACAAGCCCUUGAUCCUUGCUCUCAACAAAAUCGACAUCCUAGGAAUUGAUGAGCUGUCGCCUGAGCGAAAGGAAAUCAUCACGAAAUUGCAGGAAGACAAAGAAAUCCCGGUGAUGCCUAUGUCAACUGUCAGUGAGGAAGGCGUAAUGGAGGUCAAAAUGGAAGCCUGUGAGCGACUUCUUUGCUAUCGCGUUGAUCAGAAAAUGCGUACCAAGAAAGUGGAUAACAUUCUCAACAGACUUCACGUCGCCAUACCAAAAGAACGCGACAAUAAGGAGCGUCCUCCAUGCAUCCCUGAGGCCGUUCUGCUGAAGAAACAGGCUGCCGCAGAGAAGGCUGAACGCAGACGCAAGCUGGAGAAGGAGAUCGAAGAAGAAUUGGGAGACGACUACGUUCUCGACCUCAAGAAGAACUACACAACCAUCCCGGAGGAGGAGCGCUACGAUGUCAUUCCCGAAUUCUGGGAAGGACACAACAUUGCAGACUACAUCGAUCCCGACAUCUUCGAGAAACUCGAAGAACUCGAGCGUGAGGAAGGUCUUCGUGAAGACUCUGGUGUGUAUAAGGUGCCAGACAUGACUCUGGACGACACACUAAAAGAAAUCCGCGCAAUGGCCGAACAAAUCCGGGGCAAGAGAUUCCUCCUUCGCGACGAAAAACGACUUGCAAACAGGAAGAACAAAUCAACGAUUCCACGUCACAAGCAGCCGCGCGUCCGCGAUCGCAGUGUCACAAAACUCAAAGAAACCAUGGAGAACCUGGGCGUCGAUAUGUCCGGCACCGAGGAAGCGAAUUUCACAAAGAACGUGGUGGAUAUUCGACGAGCUAUUGUGCAAGUCGGGCCCGGGGCUAAGAAGCCUAAACUGGACAAGGAGCAAGCUGCUGUUGUGCGAGCCACUGGCAAACCUCUUAAGAGAGCUCAGUCACGUGACCAACUGGGUGUUAAGAAUGUCGCCAUGAAGAAGAAGGCACAGAUGAUGGCACGCAAGGAUAUUGCCAAGAAGGUUAAGAAAUACGGACUCAAGGGCGAGGCAGAUCGCUUCAUUGGAAAUAAAAUGCCAAAACAUUUGUUCUCAGGAAAGCGAGGGUCUGGCAAGACAGACAGGCGGUAAAGUCCGCUGUGAUUGUUUAGGAGUAUCUUGUAACUUGCGCUUAGUUCUAAUAAUAAAUAUCUAUUUUUACGUUGCAAA